Cotesia congregata is the source of this 2727-nucleotide messenger RNA. The record is from the annotation of a GenBank genome assembly. Lineage: Eukaryota; Metazoa; Arthropoda; Insecta; Hymenoptera; Braconidae.
AUGGCGGAUAAAAACAAGAAUUUUUUUCAGAUAAUCAUGAAUAAUUUAAAUUUGGUCAAUGAUUUAAAUGAAACAUGCAUAACGGAUGAUAUUAUGCUUGAAGAUUUUCAAUGGAAUGAAACAUCUUGGAUGGAUGAUACGAUUAUUUCUCAAUCAAAAUCUUUUGAUUCUAAAUUUAAUAACAGUAUUGGAAAUUUCACACAGUCAAUAUCAAUAAAUAAAAUGACAUGUGAUAACGAUGAAGGGACAACCUUUGGUCAAAAUAAGCUAAAUCAAAUAGAAAUAAUGGAGAAUGAUGAGUUGGUGGUACAAAAUUUGGAAUUUUCAUUAUUUGAUGGCAAAAGUCAAGAACUUGUAGAAGAACAAUCUAGCCAAAAUGAUAUAAAUGAAAAUACAUCUUUUUAUGGACUCUCAAAAAAUGUUGAAUUAUUAAUCAAACAAACCAAAAAUAUAACUAAUUUAUAUGAUUGGCAAGAUGAAUGCUUAAAAGCUGUCGAUAAUCGCAAAAAUUUAAUUUACGCGCUUCCAACAAGUGGAGGAAAAACUCUAGUUGCUGAAAUUCUGAUGUUGAAACAAAUUUUGUGCCAUAAAAAAAAUGUUAUAUUUGUUCUUCCAUAUGUUGCUAUUGUACAAGAGAAGAUUCAAACACUAUCACCAUUUGCCAUACAAUUGGGAUUUUUAUUAGAAGAGUAUGCUGGUAGCAAAGGUCAAUAUCCACCGAUCAAGAGAAGACGAAAAAAUACGAUUUUCAUAUGUACCAUUGAAAAGGCGUCAGGAUUAUUAAAUAGUUUAAUUGAAACUGAUAGGUUGGAUGAAAUUGGACUUGUUGUUGUUGAUGAAUUACAUUCACUGGGUGAAAAUAGUGGCAGAGGAGCAACUUUAGAAGGAUUUUUAGCUAAAAUAAUUUUUAUAGAUAAAAGUAUUCAAAUUAUUGGGAUGAGUGCAACAAUCGGUAAUCUAAACGAGAUUGCUGAAUUUUUAAAAGCUGAUCUCUAUACGAAAAACUUCCGACCAGUAGAGCUGGAAGAAUAUGUUAUGUGCAAUGAUCAAUUAUGGCAAGUCGAUCUUAAAACUGAUGAUAUACUGAGAUUAAAAAAAAGAGUUGCUCAAUCUUAUUCAGAAACUGUAUCUGAAUUAGAUCCAGACAAAAUAGGUGGUUUAGUUAUGGAGGUCGUUCCGAAGCAAAAUUGUUUAAUAUUUUGCGCUAGUCGAAAGAAUUGUGAAAAUGUUUCACUGCUGAUGACCAAAGUUCUUUGUAGAUCUUUGAUGGAAUAUAAUAAGGCAGAAAAGCUGAAACUCUUAAGUAAUUUAAAAGACGAAGAUCAACACAUAUGUCCAAUUUUAUUGCAAACCAUCAAAUAUGGAGUUGCUUAUCAUCAUUCUGGUUUAACUAAUGAUGAAAGACGAUUACUGGAGGAAGCAUUUAAAGAUAAUGUCAUUUCUGUAAUAUGUUGCACUUCGACAUUGGCUGCAGGAGUAAAUUUGCCAGCUAGAAGGGUUAUUUUACGAAGCCCAUAUGUAGGAAGUGAAUUUAUAAAUCUUAGUAGAUACAAACAAAUGAUCGGUCGAGCAGGGAGAGCUGGAAUGGCGGAAAAAGGAGAAAGUAUUUUGAUCUGUAAACAAUCAGAUAUUCCAAAGGUUCGAGAACUUUUAAAAUCUAAAAUUGAAGAUUGUGUGAGUUCUUUGAGCUCAGAAGAAAAUCGUGGAAUAAACAAUUUAAUAUUGAGUUCUGUUAUGUUGUCACUUGUAAAAACUCGAACUCAAAUACAUGAUCUUGUCAAUACAUCUUUACUCAAGAUACAAGCUUCACAACUCAACAUAGAUAUAAAAAAAAUUACUGAUGAUGCAAUAAAAAAUUUAAUAAAAAUAAAAGCUUUGCAAGUUGAUAACAAACUUAUGAAAGCAAAUAUGACAAUAGGGAUUCAAUCUCAAUUACCUGCAGAAUCAACCGAUGUAGACAGAUCUAUUGAUUUAAAAACGGCGUAUCUUAUUUACGAGGAUUUAACAGUUGCUCAAAAACACUUGAUGCUCUGCAAUGAUCUCCAUAUUUUAUUCUUAGUUACACCCUAUCAUUUAGCAGAUCAGUUAAUUCCUAUUGGCCUAAUAUACUACGAAGCGAUUAUGAAUUUGCCACCACAAUCAAUGGAUGUUGCGAGAUUAUUAGGAAUCAAUGAAGUUGCUGUUAUAAAGUUACGAGAAGGAGUAACACCAAAGAAUGUUCCUGAACGGAUUUUCCGAAAAUUUUAUUUAACCCUAGUUUUAAGUGAAUUACGGCAAAAUCGUCCAUUACAUGAAGUCGCUGAUAAAUACCAAGUAAAUCGUGGCAGAAUCCAAAAUUUAUUAUCUACUACAACAUCGUUUGCUCAUUCAAUGAUUAAAUUUUGUCAGGAACUUCCCGAGUUUUGGGCGUUUACAGAUUUAUUCACAUCAUUUCAUAAAAAACUCAUUUAUAAUUGUUCAGCUGAACUGGAGCCAUUGAUGGAAUUACCUGCCGUGAAAAUCGCACGAGCGAAACAGAUGUAUAACGCUGGGUAUAAAACAUUACAAUUGAUUGCAUCAGCAGAUCCAAAAGAAUUAAAAAGUAAAAUAAAUCAUUUGUCACGUAAAACUGUUGAUCAAAUAAUAGUUGCAGCGAAGCUUUUGAUAAUAUCAAAAAUGGAAAAUCUUAAAGAAGAAGUCGAUGAAAUGUUAGUUGGUUUAAGUUCCGAAACUUGCUUUCAUGAUUAA